CAACUCUCCUUUCCAUCUACGCAAUCCAGCCAUGGAUCGGCAGGAUUUACGUUCAGCCUUUCCGGCAAUCAAGACAUCGGCGGCCCUCAGGCUGGUUUCGAAUGUAUCCAGCAAACCAGCGCUAGCGGUCCAUUUUUCCUGUGCAGGAGCCUGGAGAGCCUUGGCGCGUUGUCGUGUAAAAUGCGGAUACAGGCGAACGACGAUGUAUACGAGACAACCAGGCAUCGGAUGGCCGUCGCCGAGGAGAAUAACAAGAAUAAAUGGGUUAUCAAGCCAAAUGGGCCAGAUAUCGGGCGUAAAGUGAAGGUGAGAGCAACCGGAAGGACCGCUCCUGCAUCAUCGAAUUCUAGGCAUCGGGACACGACGAGCAUUCCAACUUCCGGCAGUCAGUCUGGGCUGUCUUCCUCUUACAAGUCUGCUAAUGCGUCAAGAUCCCGGAAUCGAACGGAGAAGAAAAUCCCCGAUAUUAUGCGCAGACCAUUAAAAGGGUGUAAGGGAACGAGAACGUAACAUCAUGACGAUGACUCUGAAACAGGUAGCUUACAUAAGAGAUAACACUUAUCAUCUGCAGAGACACAUCUGGAAUGACGUGCAAGAGGACUGGCCUUAUUAUACCGAGGAAGAAAAGUCUGUGUUGAAAAGAAGAAAACCUCAAAAUCUCACACCUCCUGGCUCUAGCGACGGUGGAUCCAGCGGCAGUGGACAAUCACCGAAUUCUACUCACCCAGGUUCACCACCGGCGAUCACAGCACCCCCUCCCUUAUUGUUGAACGACAAGCGACCGGGUUACUAUCAGGGUAACGACGGACUGCCAACCAAGAAACCACGGAUAUCCCAUUACAAGAAGUCGGAAACGAAUACCGGAUCGUCGAACCUUGGGGAUAACGGAAGGACGGCUGGUAGUGGUGGUGGUGGUGGUAGUAACAGUGGUGGUGGUGGUAGUGCGAUUUCCGGUGGAGCGGGUGGUAGUAGUGCUAAUAACGGCAGUGGUGGUACUAGCGGCGGUGGUGUGAUUGACGGUUGGGAUCAGAGGCAGCAUCAGCGUGAUCGUCGUGGCGAUUGCCGGCCCGAAAGAACAGCGAACAGUGAUGUGCUACGCAGCUAUGGGAAACCAUGCCUGACGCCGACCAGUGACAGUGAGGAGCCUACCAGCCAGCUCGUCGGGAUCACCGGCAUGUCCAGCAGCAACACGACGCUAGCCGCCACUAGCAACACGCUAGCCGCUAGCCACAAUUCUCACGGUAGUGUGACCCAUAGUAGUAGUUCUUCGAGCGGCAAUCGUCAUCAUUAUAGCGGCAAGGCGGCUAUAAUGCCCGGUGCCGACGGGAAUGCCGGUGCGGCUGUGGAUUGCGUGGCCCGUUCGAUGCCUGGUGUCGUGAGUGGUGCAGGUGGUAGUUAUGGUGGUAGUGGUAGUUCAAAUGGAAUACUCGCCGACAGCAGGAGAGAUCGCGGCGAGAGGAACGAUAGGGGUCGCGUUGUCGACAGGGAUCAUGACUCAAGGAGGAACGGGACAGCUAAUAACUCGUACAACGACAUCACUGCGCCUGAUUAUGCGGCAACGGAUGACAAUACCGUCAGUACAUCCUCCUGCGGCCUUGACCUGCCGGAGAGUCCUAAGUCGUCCGAGUAUCCUGACUACCUCACUUACUACACGACAAUAAGCAGUGCAGAACAGAGAAGACGUUACAAGGCAGAAUUCAACGCGGACUAUGAAGAAUAUCGGAGGUUGCAUGCUCAAGUGGCAAAAGUGUCUAAACGGUUUACGCAGCUGCAAGAUCGUUUGAAGCGUGAACAAGCCUCGAGAAAUUGGAACGAGUAUGAGGCAAUCAGGCAGUUAAUUCUGUACGAGUAUAACGAGACUAAACGCGAUCCUAAACAUAGGGAGACGAAACGUCGAUUUCAUUAUCUGCACGAGAAGCUUAGCCAUAUUAAACGGUUGGUAUUGGAAUACGACACGCAGAAUUGCGGUGGUAUGGUGACUAGUAACAGUAACGCUGAUAGUAGCAACGAAAUCAAGGACGUGAAUAGUUUGCACUACUGACACACACUGAAAAGGCCGUCUCUUAUUCUCUACUUUAUCUCGGUUAUCGAUAUCACGCUACCGUCUUCGUUGUCGAAGAGUUUGCAUUUCCUCGGCAUGUUCCAAGGCUGAUGAAAAAAAA
Heterotrigona itama is the source of this 2162-nucleotide messenger RNA. Lineage: Eukaryota; Metazoa; Arthropoda; Insecta; Hymenoptera; Apidae. The record is from the annotation of a GenBank genome assembly.